This is a messenger RNA of Aspergillus sclerotioniger CBS 115572, 2147 nucleotides long. RefSeq lists its product as uncharacterized. The record is from RefSeq and is a predicted model, not a curated record. The transcript has a single exon. Bases 78 to 2042 code for a protein of 654 amino acids. Lineage: Eukaryota; Fungi; Ascomycota; Eurotiomycetes; Eurotiales; Aspergillaceae.
CAGGACCCGACAACCACCGUUGCAACGCCUAUGGCUCACCACGAACUUCCGCACGACACGUCCGAUUCCAAGUUGCGAUGAGACGAGGGGAGAACCCGGGUACAACCGCCAAUACUACUAGUCAGGGACAAUUCCGAACUCCAGAUAAGCCUUCCAGGAUCCGCCCUACGACAGGUUCUAACGCGUCCAAAGGGGCGUCGGCCAGAACAGACCCCCCCGCGUCCUCGGCAUCAACGUCGAGAUCCUGGAAGAGAAGCACUGUCCCCGACCUGCGAGAUCAAACGACUCUCACACAGAUUGAUUUCGUCACACCGAUAUCCCAGGACCCAGAGUCGAAUGAUGAUGAUCUCGACUAUAUUGGGGACCGAUCCCGCAGUCGCCCGCAGAAAAGUCACGAGGUGAUUGAGAUCGAUGAUGACUCCGACCAUGAUGCCGAUUAUGAGCCUUCGUCGCGUCCGCAGCCGCAUCGUAUCCGUGGCGUCAAGUUCGAGCAAGGUGCAAAGGAUGCCGGCUCCAAGCAAAAGCGAAGAAGCUCUCAAGGCGGAGGCGAGAAGAAGCAGAAGCGCAGAAAGAGCGGCGAAGGCAGCAAUACCAGCAAGAAGGAUAAGGACAAGGCAAAGGGUCAUAAGACCCUUACGCAAAUGGACUAUGUGCGACGGUAUCUGAAGAUCGAACCAGAUGAUGAUAUGAAGCUGGAGUACACCUACAUAAAUCCGAAAAAGAGCGAUGAUCGGACAAUGCACUCCAAGGAUACUGGGGACCAGAUACCGCAAAAUGGCCCUCAACAAGGUUUGAGCGAGCGUAAGAUGCGAAAACUGAAAAAUGAUCCGGGCGCAGCGAUAGCAACGGAGGCUGCAAAAGAUCAAGCACGAAUAUCGGGGGAUCCAGUCACGCCGCAAAAACGACUCAAGUUCGAAAUACCUUCGUCUCAAUCUCCCGAAAGCCCCGGCAUCGCAAUCAUCACGUCUUCCCAGUUCCAUAGCGCCACUCGUUCUCCACGGGAGCAUGUGUCUGCGAGACUCGCCAGCCGUUGCAUCAAGGAAGAAUCACCGACCUUGAAUCGCAUCAAAGAAGAAUCUAUUCCGGAGUCAGAGCCUAUGUUACAAUUCCCUGACGAUUCAUUGACGCAGUCUGUUGUGCCAAACUCGCCACUAUCCAAUCGAAACACAGCCAGUAACGCAUCCACCAACGCACCAGCCGGUCAAUCAGAGUCUCCGAAGAAGCCAACCCUAUUUGAAGAAACCACCGAGACCUUACACGAUAAAGAAUGUCCAGCGAAUACACAAAGAACAGUGAUCUACGAGACAGAUGCGGAGACAGAUUAUGGCGACCUCGAAGAGGAAUUACCGGACGCUCCGGGUUCCCCAACUCCAGAACCAGUUGGCCAUGGCCCUACGACUGGUGACCUUGCCUUUGACUCCUCGAAAGAAGACUCGCAAGACCAAGAUCUUCCACCUAUGAACCCAUCAGAGCUAGACGUUGAAACGGAGCCACCGCUUCCGGAACUAAACCCAGCCUCAGAAUCAUCUAUAUAUUACCAGAGAAUGCCAGCCACCCAGUUUCCCCUUGGUACAAUACCGACUUUGAGCUCCCAGAGAUUGGCCGAGCUCUUCCCUGAGGAUUCGUCCGACCAACUCUUGAAGACCAUGUCACCGCUACCAUCAUCUCCCAGAACUGAAAGCCAUCCAAUGCCAAAACCUGACCUGCCAGUUAUAGGCCAGACUCAAGCACAAAAUGCUGCAAAGACCCCGACGGAGGUCGUCCCUGAGUCCUCUCCCAUCACACGUCAUGGAAACAGCACCAAAGCCAAGGGGUUGAUGCCCCCUGAACCCCUUGCUCGAAGGGACGUGGUACAAGUGGAGUCUUCACAGCCAGCAGACCGACUCCACAAGCAGAAUAAGGAGGAUAGUUCCGGCCCUCGUGGAAUACUGUCAGGCAGCCAAAUCCUCACAUCGAGUGUGAUGGAGAGCGUGCCCCUCCCGGCAUUCCUGAUGGAUAGUCAAGAUAGCGUGGGAGAACCCUACAGCUUACCAGACUCGUAAAGAGUAUGGGACAAACCCGACCUGGCACCGCCAUAUAAAUCACGAAAUUAACGAGCAACGGCCAAACAUACACCAUAAUACCAAUUAGAUAUAUAUAUUCUUGAC